This is a messenger RNA of Sabethes cyaneus, 1806 nucleotides long. RefSeq names its product maltase A3-like. The transcript has 3 exons. Gene Ontology annotation, biological process: carbohydrate metabolic process. NCBI's taxonomy places the organism in Eukaryota, Metazoa, Arthropoda, Insecta, Diptera, Culicidae. Bases 1 to 1806 code for a protein of 601 amino acids. The record is from RefSeq and is a predicted model, not a curated record.
AUGUUCAAGUUUAGAUUUGCAAUCGCUACUGGCACCUUGCUGCUGGUCCUCAUCGGGGCGUGUGCCAAUUCCACCACGUUGGAUUGGUGGCAAAAGGCCGGAUUCUAUCAAAUCUAUCCACGAUCCUUCAAGGAUAGCGACGGCGAUGGCAUUGGUGAUUUAAAAGGAAUAACUUCUAAGCUGUCCUAUCUGAAGGGGAUUGGCAUACGAAGCUUCUGGAUGUCGCCAAUUAACAAGUCACCGAUGGUUGAUUUUGGCUAUGACAUUUCCGACUACCGGGAGAUUGCGCCCGAGUACGGAACCAUGGCGGAUUUCGAUGGCUUGAUAUGGGAGGCUCAUCGAUUGGGAUUGAAAGUUGUGCUGGAUUUUGUUCCGAAUCACACCAGCAAUCUGCAUGAGUGGUUUAUUAAAUCGGAGAGAAGAGAGCCGGGAUAUGAAGAUUAUUAUAUAUGGGAUGCUGGGCUACCAAAUCCAACCGGCGGACGUAAUCUACCACCUUCGAAUUGGAUUGCAGAGUUUCGCGGCAGUGCCUGGCAAUGGAGUGAGAUACGUCAGCAGUACUAUCUUCAUCAGUACACUGUGGAACAACCGGAUUUGAACUACCGAAAUCCGAAGGUUGUUCAAGAAAUGAAAGAUGUUUUACGGUUUUGGAUGGACAACGGAAUAAAUGGUUUUCGGAUUGAUGCCACCACCAGUUUGUUCGAGGUUGAUCGGCUUGCUAAUGGACGGUACCCGGAUGAGCCCUUGAGUGGACUCACUAGUGAUCCGGAAAGUUUCGAUUAUCAUGAGCAUAUAUACAUGCGAAAUCAACCGGAAACAUUGGAUAUGAUUUAUCAAUGGCGUGAACUGGUUGAUCAGUAUAAAAAGGAACAUGGUGGGGACACGGUAGUUCUCAUGACGGAAAGCUAUUCCAGUUACGAUGUUUUGAAGGAUUAUUACGUUGGAUCCGAUGGCCGGUUGGGAUCACAUAUGCCUUUUAAUUUUCGUCUUAUUACCGAUAUUGAUAGAAAUUCUAAGGCGUCGGAUUUUGUGACACUGAUCAAUUCGUGGAUGGCAAUCGUUCCUGAAGGAGGAGUGGCUAAUUGGGUGAUGGGAAACCAUGAUCGCCCGAGGUUAGGAACACGUCUUGGGGUGGAAUGGAUUGAUCUGAUGAAUAUGGUUAUGAUGAGCUUACCAGGCGCUACCGUUACCUAUCAAGGUGAGGAGAUCGGUAUGACGGAUGUGUUUAUUUCUUGGGAAGAUACGGUAGAUCCAAGAGCGUGUAACGCCGGGAAGGAAAAUUUUGCAGAAGCCUCCAGAGAUCCAUGCCGUACACCCUUCCAAUGGGAUGAUUCACCGAUGGCCGGCUUCACCAGUGGCAGGUUAACUUGGUUGCCGGUAGGACCGGACUAUCGAACCGUGAACGUUAAAGUGGAAGAAAACAUGACGAAAAGUCAUUUAAAGGUUUACAAAGCAAUGAUGAAGCUACGUGAGGGUAAAACAUUCCAUCUAGGUUCAGUGAAAGCAUAUGCUGUUACAGAAAAAGUACUAGCAAUAGUACGGGAAUUGUCGGGAUAUAAUACUUAUAUCACACUAGCUAAUCUGGGUAGCAAAAUUGAAAUCAUCGACGUAACUAAUCUUGCUAAGUCGUUACCUUUCAAGUUGAGAUUUGAAGUGCUCGGUAGUGGAUCUCAUCACGUUCGAGGGGGUAUUGUAGCGACUAACGAUAUACUUAUGUUACCGAACGAAUCAUUCGUUUUGGUUGCACGGAUUGCUCCGGUGGAACACUUGCGCGAGUCUAUCUGUGAAUCGUGGCUGGAAAGUUGA